Messenger RNA from Drosophila arizonae, 4406 nucleotides. RefSeq names its product Epidermal growth factor receptor pathway substrate 15 (gene Eps-15). Gene Ontology annotation, biological process: endocytosis; endosomal transport. NCBI's taxonomy places the organism in Eukaryota, Metazoa, Arthropoda, Insecta, Diptera, Drosophilidae. The record is from RefSeq and is a predicted model, not a curated record. Gene Ontology annotation, molecular function: calcium ion binding; cadherin binding. Gene Ontology annotation, cellular component: clathrin coat of coated pit; cytoplasm; plasma membrane.
CCCAACACUAGUUAGAGGCCGAUGCUGAAAAAGGCAAAAGCAAAAAAUUAAAUUUCAUGUGUGUAAUAAAAUUGAAGCCGUAAUGUGCUCAAUUGCAACACUAUAACUGUUCAAGUUGUACGUGCAACUCGCGGCGCUUAAAAAUUAAGGAGCGUGGCCACCGUACAACCGCACACACAUUAUAAAAGCGAGUUCCGCCCUCGCUUACCCUUACGCCAAUAAGAGAGAAAAAAAUCGAUUUUGUGAUAGUGAUAACAGCGCUUACGCUUAAAACAACGCAGAGGCAGAGAGGCAAAUUCCGUGGCUUUUCUGCAUACUAUUUGAGAUCGAAGUGUGCACACAAUAUACACAAAUCGGUGGCAAUAUGAAUUUGGAUUUUACUAAAGUGUGCGGCAAGCACAACCUCGUCUAUGAGGCGUACUACAAACAGAUUGACCCAAAGGGCACUGGUGCCAUUGAGGCCAUGACGGCCGCUAAGUUCUUGAAGAAGUCAGGCUUAAGCGAUGUGGUGCUCAGCCGCAUUUGGGAUCUAUCCGAUCCGAAUGGCAAGGGUUUCCUGGACAAGCCAGGAUUUUUUGUUGCUCUCAAACUAGUGUCACUCUCUCAGGCGGGCCAGGUGGCCAAUAUGAACAACAUCUACAUGGAUACGGUGAAUCCACCGAAAGUGGGUGAAAUACCAAAGGCCCUACCUACUCGCAUACAGACGGUGCCAGUUGCCGGCGCAGGUGCCCCAAGUGGGGACUGGAGUAUCAGUGUCAUCGAUCGACUCAAGUAUGAGCAACUGUUUGAAUCGCUAAAUCCGCAGAACGGCAUGCUACCAGGCAACAAAGUAAAAGGCGUGUUGAUGGAUUCUAAGCUGCCCAUGAGCAUACUGGGCACUAUCUGGGAUCUUGCUGAUCAGGACAAGGAUGGCAAUCUGGAUAAGCACGAGUUUAUUGUCGCAAUGCAUCUCGUUUAUCAGACACUCCAGAAACGCACAGUGCCCAGUGUGUUGCCACCAGAACUUCGAAAGGCACCCAAGCCUGCGAUGCCACCGCCACCAGCUGUUGCUGGUGUUAAUGCUCCAAUGCCACGCGCGCCCAGUGGUGAGGGCUUUGGCGAUGGUGGCUUUGUGGCCAACUUUCCUAAAGAUAUUGCGCCGCCGGCAGCUAUACCACCAUUGCCAGUUGCUGUGCCGCCCAUGACACGCAUUCCACCAGUGGGAGCAGUUAGCGUACAGCCACUGAUACAAACUGAUCCACUGAUACCCAUUGGAGCACCACCGUCGGUGACGGCCAACGCUGAUUGGGUGGUCAGUCCAGUCGAACUACUAAGAUUUGAGGAAAUAUUCCGACAAUCCGAUUUGGACAAGGAUGGCUUGGUUUCUGGACUCGAAGUGAAAGACAUAUUCAUUAAAUCGGGUAUACCACAACGCACUCUCGCAGACAUUUGGGCACUGUGCGACACCAAUCAAUCGGGCAAGCUGACCGUGGAGCAAUUCGCGUUGGCCAUGUGGCUUGUGGAGCGUAAACAGCGUGGCGUUGAUCCGCCUCAAGUGCUAACGGCUAAUAUGGUGCCACCGUCAAUGCGUUCAAUUGUGUCUGGUGUGGAAGUGCAGCCGCAGGAGACAAAGCCGACAUACUCAAACCCCGAGUUGGAGAUGAUAUCCAAAGAGAUCGAAGAACUGGCACGCGAGCGCCGUGCCCUAGAAACGGAAAUCGCACAAAAAGAGGCCGAUGUGCGUAUCAAGAAUGGUGAAGUGCGAAGCCUACAGAGCGAAUUGGAUACCUUGACGGCUACGCUAAAGCAGCUGGAGAAUCAACGUGGCGAGGCACAAAAACGUCUCGAUGAUCUGCAGGCUCAAGUUACCCAAAAUCUGGCCGUGUUGGCCUCUGUAAGUCUUGACAUAACCCGCACCAGCAAUCAGGUGACCAAGAUACGGGAUCAGUGUCACAAGCAAGAAGAGACCAUCAACGAACAGGAGGGCGAAUUGAAUGCCAAGCGCUCGGAGCUGCAGAAACUCAAGGAUGAGGAAUCAGCGCUACAAAAGGAAUACGACAACAACAAUAGAGAGCUAUCGAAGCUAACAAAACAUCUGCAGAAUACACAGCUGCAGAUUAGUUCUGUGCGCUCGAUGGUCACCCAGCUGAUGGAAACACAGCGACAGAUGACGGAUGCAUUGCUAAUUUGUCGUGCUGCCAUGGAGAAUCAAAAUGCUGAACUUGUCUCGGAAUAUCAAUUGAAAAUCGAGCCAGACUUUGAUGAUGCCCGCAAAGUACUGCAGAAAGAAGUCGAAAUGCCCAAAGAUGAUCCAUUCCAGGAGAACAACAGCGGUGCUGCUAAUAAUGCUACCAAUGGCUUUGACAACGAUCCCUUCAGCGGGCAGGCUAGCAGCAAACCCACGCCCGCUAUCGGCGGCUUUGAUGACAGCUUCAAUAUGAGCUCUGGCUUUGACAGUGGCUUCGAUGCAUUUGGCCAGAGCAGCGCUAGCGGAUUUGGACAAACGCAACGCGAUCCAUUUGGUGGCGAUGCGUUCGGUGCAAACAAAUCAAAUGCCAUAACGCCAGAGCCUGGCAAAGAUGAUUUUGGCAGUGAUCCGUUUGCGGCGCUGCACGCGCCCACGGGUCAGGGUCAGGUGCUUAGUCCCAAUGCGCAACGUUCUGGCCCGCCACCCCGACCAGAAUCACCUAGUCCAGCUUUGCCACCAAAGAAAUCCAAGGUUCCACCACCUCGACCAGCUCCACCACGCGCAGCACAGCCUACCGGCGGCUUUGGCGCUGGCGGCGGCGGUGGAGGCGGAGGAUUUGCUGACUUUGACGAUUUUGACAAUAAGCUAAAAAACAUUCCAAUCGGUAAUCCAAACACCACCACGCCCAUACCGGCGCCUAAUACCACGCUGCUCGAUAGCUUCUCGCUGUUUGAUGACCCUCAAAGCCAGGGUAAGGCAGCCAGCACUAGUACACCAACACUGCCAACCCUGCACCCACAAGCCUCCACCCACACACUGCUAUCGACAUCAUCGGCAUCAGCAUCAGCAUCGACAUCGGCAUCGGCAUCGGCAACGGCAUUGACAUCGGCAUCGACAUCAACAUUGACAUUAUUAUCUGCAUUAGCAUCCGCAUCAGCCCCCACAGCAGUCAGCACAAAUAACCAACAUUUGUCGCGUUCCAAUACACCGCUGCAGACACAGGGCACAACGGGAACGGCAACGGGAACCGGAUCAGCAUCUUUGGCUGGUCUUAUUGAUGCAUUUGGCGGCACCAAUGUCAGCAGUAUCAGCAAGCCGGCUGCCACUCCAGUGCCUAUAAUACAAGGGCCAACCGACUUUAACGAUGACCCCUUCAAGGACUAUCGCUACGAGGAUCCCUUCAAUAUCAAAGAUCCCUUUGCAGAUGAUGAUGAGAGCACGUCUGCAGGGGAAGCGAGCAAGAAGAACUUUGCCGAGGACUUCAGCUCGGAGGAUGAGCUCCCCCCGAAGACCGUGAACAACAAUAACAAAUCAAAGACGGCCACACCCCUCAGCAGCGAAUUGAUGCAUCAGUUUGAUGCAUUCAAUCUGAAUGCCAGUCCCGCACCUUCGCAAAAGUCGGCCACAUCGAAUCCGAAAGCACUGGAUGCUUUUGCUGACUUUGACGACUUUGCGCUGGAGAAACCUGCAGAGGUUGGCGAAGCGACAAAGGGAACCACCAAAGCAAAUCUGAACAAACUCAACGAUUCCUUUUUCAAUGCAUUUAAUGACAAUUUCAAUGACAACAACUUUAACUCAAUCAGCUCGAAAAACAACGAACAUACUAAGGUCAACUCGAAUGUGUCCGCGUUUGAUGCUUUCGCCGUUCAGAGUACGACAACGACAACAACAAAGAAAUCGGACGCCAAGCUCUUUGAUGCAUUCAAUGAUAACUUCGAGGACAACUUUGGAUCUGUUAAGCCUGCAAACUCAACCACGUUGGAUACUAAUUUUGCCAAGUUUGAUGCGUUCGAUGCACACAACUUCUCCAACGACUUUGGCAAAUCGCUCAACGACAGCAAUGCAAACAAGGGCAAACUGAAUGGCAGUGGCAGCGGUACCACCAAGAAGAACCAGGAAUCCCUGACCAAAAAAAAUAAUGAAAAGUUUGCAGCGGACUAUUCGAAGCCCGAGAGCUAUGACGCCGAUCUGGAGGAGGCCCUCAAGCGGAGCAUACUCGAUAACUGAAUCAUUUGGCUAACCAAAAACAGUUAUUAAUGUGAUGUUGCAUACGAACAAUCUCGACAUAAGCGAUGUGCAUGCUCGCAUUAAACGGCUAUAUACUAACUAGUACAGCUAUACUAUACUGCGUUUUAAAGCAACUUUCUAAACUGUAAAAUACGCAUGCUUUCAAUUCUUAUAGGUCAUUUGGUGACUACAACAUUGCAAUAGUCGUGUAUCUAUACAUAUAUAUAUAUAC